UUUAAUCUCCUAUAUAAGUUUUUCAUCUCCCAAUAGAAUGAAACAGUUGUGUUGAAGUCUCUUCGAGCCCAAAGAUCUUGAACAUUCUGAGAACACAAACGCUUCUUUCGUCUCUCUCUCUCUCUCUCGCUUAGGGUUACCGUUGAGAGAGAGUUCUUCAAUCUCGUUGACUUAGCCAUGAAUUCGGAACAGAAUCAACGCGAAUGCAUAGUAUGCCGUGAAAAAGAGCCGUCGUUCAUCCACACCGUCGGCAAAACCGGCGUUUUCCGGCGACUCUGCACCGAUUGUUUGCUCAAAGAAUAUCGUGAGCUAUUUUGCUCUGUUUGUUUCAAUCUCUUCGACAACGCCGUUCCUCCACAAGCUCGUAUCAUCUGCGGCAAUUGCCCUUCAAGCACCCACCUUUCUUGCUCACCUCAGCCGCUGUCUUCCUCCACCGCCGCAUCUUCAUCCUCCUCCGCUCCACCACCAGCUUCUUCCUUCACAUGCCAGCCAUGUUCUAACCCCAAUUUCACCUUCUUCCCCAAAUCUCGUGUCAAUGAUGACGUCCCUGAAGAAACGCCUCUCAGUGCGGAAUCGGCCAUGGCUCUUAUCGCAGCUGCAAAGAUCUCGGUGGCUAAUAUGAAUAACGCGGUGGCUCUGUUAAAGGAAGAAGCUCUUAAGAAGAUCAUAGCAGCUAAAGCGGCCAAGUUGAGAGCUAAAGGUGCAUUGGCGAAUCUUCAGGAUAUUGUUAUUCAAAAGAAUAAAGCCACCGGCAAGAGGAAGGAAGAUGAACGCUGAUUUUCUAAAUCUUGACAGCAAUUUACUGGUACGUAGGGAUUUUGUGUGAUAUAUCUCUCUUCUAAGGUUCAAGAAAAGACUACUUUUUUGCGGUUGUUAUUAGCCAACUAUCUUGGUGAUUUUUAGUUCAUUUUCAGACGUGUUUGAUCAAAUGUCUCACAGAGAAAGCUGGAGACUUUGAAUUAGGAUACAUUAGGGCUUUUAUUUUGUACAAUGGUGUGUGUAAGACUCAAUGACAUUCAUUCAUAUUAAUGGUUUCCAUCUUCAAUCUUUAAAAGUC
This is a messenger RNA of Arabidopsis lyrata subsp. lyrata, 1057 nucleotides long. RefSeq lists its product as uncharacterized. Lineage: Eukaryota; Viridiplantae; Streptophyta; Magnoliopsida; Brassicales; Brassicaceae. Bases 178 to 777 code for a protein of 199 amino acids. The transcript has a single exon. The record is from RefSeq and is a predicted model, not a curated record.